AUGCCUGCCACGGACCUGAAAACAGACGCUUCGCUGCAGAUGCCUUCCAUUCACCAAGUCAUUGGAACCGACCAGAACCAUUUCACUAGGACUUUGCACUGGACAGUACCCCCUGACACCAAAGAGCAAAGCGAAGAAGAAGUGCGCUGGUGGUUUAUCGAACAUACGAUGGACACCAAGCAGAUAAUCCAGGUCUACACGCCCUUUUUUAUUUCAACUGCAGAAAAGCCAGUCACCAAUCUGGUUCGCUGCGCGAUGUGGGAAGUUCGGAAACAAGUUGAAAUGGAAACAAAGAUUGUAGAGUUGAGCGAGGAGGAGGCUCGGAUAAUGUUUUUUGGGAAGAGCGUCAUCAAGCGAAAAGAAUUUGUCGAUAAAUGGUUGACGGAUGUCGGUGUGGAGGAUAUGGAUUGCGGGCAUCAUCAAUUGGGCCAGUUGCAUCUGUGGAUUUGUGAUGACACGAAGGUUAAUCCAGGAUAA
Messenger RNA from Spizellomyces punctatus DAOM BR117, 477 nucleotides. RefSeq lists its product as uncharacterized. The coding region runs from base 1 to 477 and encodes 158 amino acids. The transcript has a single exon. The record is from RefSeq and is a predicted model, not a curated record. NCBI's taxonomy places the organism in Eukaryota, Fungi, Chytridiomycota, Chytridiomycetes, Spizellomycetales, Spizellomycetaceae.